Messenger RNA from Penicillium maclennaniae, 4017 nucleotides. Its product is annotated as phosphoribosylformylglycinamidine synthase. Lineage: Eukaryota; Fungi; Ascomycota; Eurotiomycetes; Eurotiales; Aspergillaceae. The record is from RefSeq and is a predicted model, not a curated record. The coding region runs from base 1 to 4017 and encodes 1338 amino acids. Gene Ontology annotation, biological process: 'de novo' IMP biosynthetic process. Gene Ontology annotation, molecular function: phosphoribosylformylglycinamidine synthase activity. The transcript is spliced from 2 exons.
AUGACUUCUACCGAUUCCUUCCUGGCCAUUCCGGGCUCGGUGGCGUUCUCUCGUUCUCGAGGACUUGCCAUUGCUGCCAGUUUGGGAGUGAAGGACGUUCGGGCUCAGUACAUUCACUACGUCCACCUAAACCAACCGCUGAAUGAGCGUCAGCAUGCUGUACUGGAGCAACUGCUGCGAUAUGGCGAUAUCACCGACGUGCCCCCAACCUUCGCUUCCGAUGACGGCCAGUUCGAUACCUUCUACGUUUACCCUCGCACCGGAACUAUCUCGCCAUGGAGCUCCCAGGCCACCGGUAUCUCGCACGUCUGCGGUCUCCGUCAAUUUGUGAAGCGCAUUGAGCGUGGUAUGAUGGUGUCAUGUCUUCGCAACGAUGGCGAGGACUACAAGACUGGAUACUUGGACACCCUGCAUGAUCGCAUGACUCAAAUCAUCAGCAAAGAUGCGCCCGAGCUGAGCAAGAUGUUCUCAGAGCACGCUCCUCAGCCCCUCAAGACCAUUUCCCUCCAGGGUGGCAGUAAGUCCCCCAAGGAGGUCCUCCAGGAGGCCAACAAGGAGCUUGGUCUCGCCUUGGAUGACUCGGAAAUUGAUUAUCUUGCCGAAGCCUAUGGUCCGAACGGUGCAAUUGCUCGCGAUCCAACUGAUGUCGAGCUUUUCAUGUUUGCUCAGGUGAACUCCGAGCACUGUCGCCACAAGCAAUUCAAUGCCUCGUGGGUCAUCGAUGGCAAGCCCAUGCCCAACAGCCUCUUUGCUAUGAUUCGCAACACUCACAAGAAGCACCCAGAAUACACCGUCAGUGCCUACAGUGACAACGCUGCUGUCCUAGAGGGUUCUGAUGGUGCUUUCUGGGCCCCUAACACCACUACUGGAGAGUGGUCGCACACCAAGGAACUUGUGCACUUUUUGGCAAAGGUCGAGACUCACAAUCAUCCUACUGCUGUCUCUCCGUACCCUGGUGCCGCCACUGGAUCUGGUGGUGAGAUUCGUGACGAGGGUGCCGUUGGUCGUGGCUCCCGCCCGAAGGCUGGCCUCGCUGGAUACUGUGUGUCUGAUCUUUUGAUUCCCGGGCACCGUCAGCCCUGGGAGCUUGACGUUGGCAAGCCCAACCACAUUGCUAGCGCCUUGGACAUCAUGUUGGAGGCCCCUAUCGGCAGUGCUGCGUUCAACAACGAGUUUGAAGGAGGUGCGUGGCUACCACAAGCCCAUCAUGAUUGCUGGUGGUGUGGGUACCGUCCGCCCCAACACGCCCUGAAAAACCCCGACGUCGUCAAGCCCGGUUCCUUCCUUGUUGUGCUUGGUGGUCCUGCCAUGCUUAUUGGUCUCGGAGGUGGUGCUGCUUCUAGUAUUGCCUCGGGUGAGGGCUCUGCGGAUCUUGACUUCGCCAGUGUCCAGAGAGGCAAUGCCGAAGUUCAGCGCAGAGCUCAAGAGGUUAUCAACGCUUGUGUUUCCAUGGGUGAAAACAACCCCAUCAAGUUCAUCCACGACGUUGGCGCCGGUGGUUUGUCAAAUGCUCUUCCCGAGCUUAUUCACGACUCGGGCCUGGGUGCCAAGUUCGAACUGCGUGAGAUUGACAGCGCAGACCGAAGCAUGAGCCCCAUGCAGAUCUGGUGCUGCGAAGCUCAGGAGCGUUACGUCCUUGCCGUUGGCGAAGAGAGCAUGAACAAGUUCACUGCUAUUGCUCAGCGUGAGCGCUGCGGCUUCUCGGUUGUUGGCCGUGGAGGCGGUACUUCUGAGGAGGAGAAGCGUCUGAUCCUGCUCGACCGGGAGUCUAAGGAAUAUCCGGCUCCCAUCGAUCUGCCCUUGUCUGUACUGUUCGGCAAGACCCCUCGUAUGACCAGGACUGUUGAUUCGCGCAAGUUGACUCUGCCUGCCGUGGACUCCAGCCUCACCAAGUAUCUUCCUUCGCUUACUUCGAGAACCGAGCUUGUGAACGAGGCCGUCAACCGCGUUCUGUCUCUGCCGGCCGUCGGCUCCAAGUCUUUCCUGAUCACUAUCGGUGACCGUACUGUCGGUGGUCUUACUGCUCGUGACCAGAUGGUGGGCAAGUGGCAGACCCCUGUUGCCGAUGUUUCUGUCACUGCCACCUCCCUGCUCCAGGGCGUGAGGACUGGCGAGGCUAUGGCUAUGGGUGAGAAGCCCACCUUGGCUUUGAUCUCUUCCGGUGCCUCUGCUCGCAUGGCGGUUGCUGAGUCACUGAUGAACCUUGCUGCUUCCGACUUGGUGGACCGCCUUAGCCGCGUUAAGCUCUCUGCUAACUGGAUGUCGGCCGGCAGUCACCCGGGCGAGGGUGCUGCGAUCUAUGAGGCCGUUGAGGCCAUUGGUCUCGAGCUGUGCCCCAAGCUUGGUAUCAGUAUUCCCGUCGGAAAGGACUCUAUGUCCAUGAAGAUGAAGUGGAAGGAUGAGGUGUCGAAUGAAGCCAAGGAGGUCACUGCGCCUAUGUCGCUUGUUAUCUCCUCGUUCGCUCCGGUUAACGACUUCCGCAAAACCUGGACCCCCGCUCUCCGCAGCCUCGAGGACGUUGGAGAGACUGUACUCAUGUUUGUCGACCUUGGAAUCGGCAGGAAGACACUCGGUGGAUCUGCCCUCGCUCAAGUUUUCAACGAGGUUGGCAAUGAGUGUCCCGAUAUCCACGACGUCGAUCUCUUCCGUGACUUCUUCGACGCCACUCAGCAGCUGCAGGAGGCUGGUAUCGUCUUGGCCUACCACGACCGCUCCGAUGGCGGUCUCCUGACUACUCUUGCUGAGAUGAUGUUUGCCGGCCGCUGUGGUGUUGAAAUCAUGAUCGAUAACAUCUGCUCCUCCUUCCACACCAAGGAUAUCGUUGAGUCUCUCUUUAACGAGGAGCUGGGUGCCGUCUUCCAGGUCCGCAAGGAGCACGAGACUCAACUCCGCUCUGCCUUCGCCACCUGCGGUCCUCCUCCUGGCCUAAUCCAUAAGAUUGGUCGCGUCUCCGAGAAGUCCAAGCAGAACCUCACCAUCUAUCACAAGGCUUCUCUGGUGUACCGCAACACUCGUUCCAACCUCCAGCAGACUUGGGCCAAAACCUCCUACCACAUGCAGAAGCUCCGCGACAACGCUGAGUGCGCCGAGCAGGAAUUCGCCAACAUUCUCGACGAUGCCAACCCCGGUCUGUCGUGGAACCCUACUUUCGACCCCAAGGACCGUGGCCUGCCCUUCAUGACUAGCCUCUCUCAGUACUCGCCCUUCACUAAUAAGCCCCGUGUUGCCAUUCUGCGUGAGCAAGGUGUCAACAGCCAAGCGGAGAUGGCCUUCGCCUUCAACACCGCCGGCUUCUCCGCCGUCGAUGUCCACAUGACCGACCUUAUUUCAGGCCGCGUGUCUCUGUCCACAUUCGCCGGUCUCGCCGCCUGCGGUGGUUUCUCCUACGGUGAUGUCCUCGGCGCCGGUCAAGGUUGGGCCAAGUCAGUGCUCCUGCACGAAAACACCCGCAAGGAGUUCCAGGCUUUCUUCGAGCGUCCCGACACCUUCGCUCUUGGAGUCUGCAAUGGCUGUCAGUUCUUGUCUCGUGUCAAGGAGCUUAUCCCUGGUGCGCGCAACUGGCCCAGCUUUGAGCGCAACACCAGCGAGCAGUACGAAGGCCGUGUGGCCAUGGUCCGCAUCUCCGACCCCGACCCCUCGCGCCCCAGCGUCUUCUUCCACGGCAUGGACGGCUCCUCGUUCCCCAUUGCCGUUGCCCACGGCGAGGGUCGUGCUUCCUUCGCCGGCACCCCGUCCAUGACUGCCAAGGACUUCGUUCGCGAGGACCUUGCCCCCGUCCGCUACGUCGACAACGCCACCCUCAAGCCGACCAUGACCUACCCUUUCAACCCCAACGGCAGUCCAGAGGGUAUUGCAGGUGUGCGCAGUCCCGAUGGCCGUGUGCUGGCUAUCAUGCCCCAUCCCGAGCGUACCGUUCUGGGUGGCAUUGCCAGUUACCUGCCUCCCCACGCCGAAGAGUGGGGUGAUAUUGGUCCCUGGGGCCGUAUCUUCUUCAGCGCCAGACGCUGGGUCGGCUAG